Molecule: messenger RNA, 4890 nt
Organism: Cucurbitaria berberidis CBS 394.84
Lineage: Eukaryota; Fungi; Ascomycota; Dothideomycetes; Pleosporales; Cucurbitariaceae
Exons: 4
Coding region: 190-4746 (1518 amino acids)
Biological process (GO): peptidyl-serine phosphorylation; peptidyl-threonine phosphorylation
Molecular function (GO): protein serine/threonine kinase activity; protein serine/threonine/tyrosine kinase activity; ATP binding
Source: RefSeq, a predicted model, not a curated record
CUAGGCCUGCUCACCGCCGCCCUCGGACCCUUUCGACAUGUUAGCAUAGUCUCGUCGGACCGGAGCCCAAGCUCGACGCUUGGAGACCCUCUCCGCGCUUUUUGAGGGAUAGCACAACCAGGGCUCCGUCGGUGACAGUACGGGUACUGCCUGCAUAGCCGUCUGUCAACAGCCGUCGUAGAGCUGACCAUGUCGACGCAGCCGCGGACCGCUACGAGAACCAUGGAGUCGACCAACGCGCCUGGCAGGUCAGGGUCCAACAUGUCAGCCGAAGACUCGAGCGGCUCGUCAGAGGACCGAGUGCGCAAAUUCAUAAAGACAGGCGACAGGAGCACCCGCCUGCGCAAGACGAGUGCCUCCAACGCCAUCAACGCCGCACGGCCACCGCCCGCAAACAACAAUGCACCGCUACGGGCGAGGAACAAGGUGCCGCUGGGUCCGCGAGGCCCGCCACAAGACUUCUCCAAGCAGAGCACCGCCAGCGGCGCCAGCGUUGCUUCUCUCGAGAGUCGCUCCUUCCUUCCCACCACAGCAGGAGCAGGAGGAGGAGGAGGCGACGCCACGACGCGCCUGGUCACCUCGAACCCACGCUUCAGCUUCUCCAAGCAGCACCCCGAACCCCCCAAGGAGCUCAGUUCCAGCACCGGCUCCAGCUCGUACGACUUCCUCCCCUCGGUCAACUUCGACGACUUCGCCAACAGCCUCUCGUAUGAGCCCAAUCUGAGCGACUUUCCCGUCCCGGCCUCGUUCAAGAGCAACCUGCCAGCCAGCACCAGCGCCCCCAAUAUGCAGCCCUUCACAAAAGGCCCCCAAGAUGCACGCCCUGCACGCAGCAGCUCCUUCGUUCGCCGCUUCAGCCAGUCUACCAGCAGACAGCCCAGCGGAGCCUCCACGGCUUCGGGCAGCACACUCAACUCGGACGCGUCGUCGAUGCCACCGCCCGCCACCAGCAUGGCCAUUCGAUCCCGACGCCAGAGCCAGUUUCCUCCACAGGCACCGCCAAACCCCGCUGCACGUGCACCGCGAAAGAGUGUUGGCCCUGGCGUGUUGCCAACAAACAGUCUCGAGAGCCGACACGACGUGGCCAGACUGGCGGGUGACGCUCCGCAGGCUCCCCUUGGACGCUCGCCCUCACUGAACAGGGGCAGCCGGCGAGAGACGCUCAACCCAAACUUCAACACUACAACAGGUGUACCUAAACUACCAAAUGCAGCGCGGUCUGCAAAAGCAAAAUCGUUCCAUCCACCCUCGAGACUACAGCCUACACACCUGGCUGUAUCAUCCAUAACACCAGACCCCAGUGGACGGCCUUUUCAUCAAUCUCGCUCACCGGGCAAGUCUCCUGCGCAGCGAUCCCACACUCCUUCUUCCUCGUCGAGCAAGCGACAGUCGACUGCACACCACAUCUCGGGACUGGGUGCGCGAACCAUCAGCCCAACGGAUGCUCGAAGACUGAGGAGGCAGUCCAUGAAUCCCAACCAUCCAGGAGGCCCGGUCGGUCCUCCUACCCCCCAGGGCGAUGCGUCAUUCGACGAUCGUUCCUUCAGUCAGUCUCCCGCCAUGGUUUUCGGCAAAAGCAUGACACCCUCGUCUGCUCGCGCAACGCCCGAGCAAAAUCGCAAGUCGUAUGCCUCUGGCAUAUCGCUGUCGUCCAACUCAAGCUUGAAUUCGCUCAAAGUCAUAAACUCCGCCAUACCACUGCGGCCCAACCCUAUUCUGACAAACUCACGGUUACCCACGCCAAAGCCAAGAAGCGUUCACAGUUCUGCUGCUGGGGAGGAAGAAGAGGUGCCUCCUGUGCCGGCCAUUCCAAAAGCCUACGAAUCUCCAAAAGAUCCCGAACGCAGUACCUUUGCAUUCUCAACAACUCCCAUGAAGAUGAGCAUGCCUCCGCCAUCGGCUCCUCCUCCUCUUCCUCCCCAGGAAUCUGCGCCCGUUGCUACUGCGCAUCUUACUGAACCUCAACAUGAUGAAAUUGUGGCCGCCAAUCCUGGAAAGUCGACCUUGGGCAACAAAAGCACAGGGUCAAUCCGGCACCGGAGGGGUCUGACGGUCGGAUCUGGGUCGGAACCUGAGAGGACACCCACGGUACAGCAUUCAAGCAAAAAGACUUUGCAACCAAUUAGACUUCCACCAUUGAAUUUACUGCCGCUUGGAACACCAUUCAAUAAUCGAAUCUCGUCUUUCCCAGCACCUUCUGCUGAGGUUGACGAGCGAGCGGUCACGCCGCCGCCAAAGCGUGCUGCCAACAAGACGCCUAGCACGCCUAUGACAGCGUCGAAGGCAAGUUUCUUUUCAAAGAGCAACCACCAGGACCAGUACGAGUACAGCAAACAUCUACGUAGCAGCAGUUCUGCAUUCAAUCUACGUGCGACAGACACCUCACUUGGCGGGGCACCCAACAUUGGAAGCAUGCCCAUUCCUACUCUACACCCCACACGCCAAGCGACGACACCCUUCGCCUCAAAUUCAUUACCCAAAGGUAGCGGUGAGUUUGCACGCCUUCAAUCAAGGCCGAGCGGUGAAUACAGCUUUAGCAAGAACGUGGAAAUGCAAAACAUGAAUGUUGCUGGACCGCGCCCAAUGCACAAGGAUGCAUCAGACUCUGCGCAUACAUCAACCUCUACUGAACCGGAAACACCAUCCUCUGGCUCUUCGCUACGACGUAAACUCAGUCUGAGUGGUUGGCGGAAGGGAUCCUCGAAAGCUACUUCACAUCCCUCACAGAACCCACAGGCGCGAAAGACGCCUCAAAAAGCCGAAGAGCCGGCACCACAACCACCGAAGCACGGUGAUAUGCCCCCACCUCGGUUGCCCGCCUCAGCUACCUGGAGCGGCGCUAUUGGCACAAGUCCUACUCCCAACACCAACCGUUCGCGACCGUCACUCGACUUUGCUCGUCGCAAAACUUCCACAGCGACAAUUGCAAGUGAUACUGAUGCUGAAAAGGCUAGUACUCGGAAACCCGCAGGAAAUGCAGGACCGCGGACAAUCUCAGGACACACUGACCAAACUGGCAACCACCCAACACACAAGUCCAUAUUGACGCCAAUGCAGCGAAUGCUUGGCUCGAAGAGUUCUUCGAAUAUGCUCAAGUCUCGCCACCUGGAUUCGAAUCUUGAUAGAGACGACCAGGCGGCCGAUGACGAGAUGAAGAAACUUGCCUCGAAACGGAAAGAUUUCGAACAUGCAGCCCGCGAUGUGGACGAGCUUCGCAAGCGCGCUAGGGCCCAGGAGCGUGUCACACCAGCACAAGCUCUGCAAAUGGUCAAUUUGAAUAUAUUCGAAAGGGGCGAAAUCAUCGAUUACAAGGAGAUCUAUUUCUGUGGAACAAAGAGCGCCAAGAAACAUGUCGGUGACCUCAAUGCCCAAACGGCCAACUUUGGUUAUGAUGACGACCGUGGAGACUACAACAUUGUCCUUGGAGAUCAUCUCGCCUAUCGUUACGAGGUCGUUGAUCUGCUUGGGAAGGGCAGCUUUGGACAGGUCGUGCGCUGCGUAGACCACAAGACAGGAGGGCUUGAAGCGAUCAAAAUUAUUCGUAAUAAGAAGAGGUUCCAUCAGCAAGCUUUGGUAGAAGUCAACAUUCUACAAAAGCUGCGCGAAUGGGAUCCCGAUAACAAGCAUAGCAUGAUCAACUUCACACAGAGCUUCUACUUCCGGGGUCACCUUUGCAUAUCCACCGAGCUUCUCGGCAUGAACUUGUACGAAUUUAUCAAGGCGCACGAGUUCAAGGGCUUCUCGCUCCGCCUCAUUCGCCGAUUCUGCAAACAGAUGCUGGCUUCUCUGGUUCUCCUGAAGAGCCACAAGGUCAUCCAUUGCGAUCUGAAACCCGAGAACAUUCUACUCGCUCAUCCGCUACAUUCGGAAAUCAAGGUUAUUGAUUUCGGGUCUAGCUGCUUCGAGACUGAGAAAGUCUACACGUACAUCCAAUCACGUUUCUAUCGGUCGCCAGAGGUCAUUCUAGGAAUGAGCUAUGGCUUGGCGAUCGAUAUGUGGAGUCUGGGCUGUAUUCUGGCGGAGCUACUAACGGGCUACCCCAUCUUUCCCGGAGAGAACGAACAGGAGCAGCUCGCUUGUAUUAUGGAAAUCUUUGGCCCCCCAGAGAAACAUCUGAUCGAGAAGAGCAGCAGGAAGAAACUCUUUUUUGACUCCCUUGGAAAGCCCAGAGUGACGGUCUCUACCAAAGGACGUCGACGUCGGCCAAGCUCGAAGACGCUGCAGCAGGCUCUCAAGUGCGACGACGAAGCCUUCCUCGACUUCAUCACGCGAUGUCUCCGCUGGGAUCCCGAGCGCCGUAUGAAGCCAGACGAAGCCAUGCACCACGAGUUCAUCACCGGCGUGCGCAGAAAUACCCGCCCGCCUCCACGCAUGAACGGGAGCUCUAAUGUAUCUUCCCCCGCGAAGCGCUUCCCGCCCUCUCAGACGCCGCAAGCGCGCGUACGACCGCUCCCCGAACCUCCAGCCACUAGCUUCAAAAAUGGCGCCGCAGUCAUAGCACAUCGCGACGCGUCAAAUAGUUCGUCGCCCGUGAAGGCCCAAGCCCCGCACCGCCGCCAUUCGACAGCUCAGGGCGGACCAUCUGGAGCAGCAGGGACGAAGCGUACGGCGAAUGGGGCACCGCUUAAUGCUACAAGUGGAAGUGGGCUGCCGCGAGCUGCGCAGCGGAGUGUGAGUGGCAAGCCUGAUCUUGCUUCGGCGGCGGCGAUUGCUAGUCUCGUAAGUUCUCACCAAGUUUCAAGCUGAUAUCUUCAUUGUGGACCGCGCAGGCUAACGGAAAGACAGAAAUCGCGCUAAUUCUGUUAUGAUAUCCGGGAUAGUCGCUUUGAGUAUACAUGAAUGAUUAUGUGUGGGCUGGUGACAAGGCUCCUUAUACUAUUUAAUAUGAGU